UCAAAGUUAGAUAAAUAAUUUAUUUAUGAAUUUAUGGCGAAAUAUAAUUAUACUGUCUAGAAAUACUACUUUUGUAAAACAUAAUGUGUGCAAUACUUUAAGAUAUCAAACGCUAAACUGUAAUAAAAAUCAAACUAAUAACUUGUUAACCAGAAGCAUGUCUCAAAAAAGUAUUAAAUCUUUCUUUAAAAUAACACCGAAAAAGGGAACUUCUGAAGAGGAGGUUGAUAAAAAUAGUGAUGAAUCACAAAACAAAUCAAACGACGGGCUUGGCAAUGGUAACGUUAAGGGAAUAAAAAGAUCAAGAUCAAAUAGCAGUGAAAAAGAUUUACCAAAACAAAAUGGAAUAGUGACACCAGUUUCAUCAGAAAAGAAGAAAAAGUCUAAACGGCAAAGAAUUGAAAGUUCUGAAAGUGAAUCUGAAGAACACACACCAAACAAUAAAGAUGUGAAAAUAAAGUUAGAAGAAGAUACUCCUCCUAAAUCUCCAAAGACACCAAAAACUGAAACUACAGAGAGUAAAAAAUCUUUGAUCAAAGAAAUCAAAGUAGAAAAGCUGUCUCCAAAAACACCAAAGACUCAGAAUAAGGAACCCAAGAAAAAGACCCCGAGUAGUAAACUUAAUGUCAAAAAGGAGAAUACUAAAAGCAAUGUUAAAAAAGAAAAUAGUGACAAUAAAGAAAAUAGUAAGCAAGAGGGUCCAAAAGAGAAAGUCAAAGAGGAGGAUUACAAUCCGGCGAAAGCAAAGUACCAUCCAAUAAAUGAUGCAUCAUGGUCUAAGGGCCAGGAGAUACCGUACCUGGCUUUGGCCAAGACCCUGGAGCAUAUUGAAGCCACGUCGGCCCGGCUGAAGAUGGUGGAGAUACUCAGCAAUUACUUGAGGUCCGUCAUCGCUCUGACUCCGGAGGACUUGCUGCCGAGUAUAUACCUGUGCCUCAAUCAGCUGGCUCCCGCUUACCAUAAUCUGGAACUAGGCAUAGCGGAGACAUAUCUCAUGAAAGCAGUGGGUCAGAGUACGGGUCGCACGCUGGCCCAGGUGCGGGCGGCGGCGCAGCGCUGCGGCGACCUGGGUCGCGCGGCGGAGGCGGCGCGCUCCACGCAGCGAGUCAUGUUCCCCGCACCGCCGCUGACUACGAGGAAGGUGUUUAAAGCGCUGAAAGAGAUUGCUGCUUGUACUGGGCAAGCAUCAGUCAACAAGAAGAUAUCAAAAAUACAAACCUUAUAUGUGGCGUGCAGGCACUCCGAGGCGCGGUAUCUUAUAAGGUCUCUGGAGGGCAAGCUGCGUGUGGGUCUGGCAGAGCAGUCGCUGCUGCAGGCGCUGGCGCUGGCGUGCGCGCGCACCCCGCCCGCCGGCGACGGCGCGGGGGAGAUGGACGCCGGCGCUGAUAUGCAUCCCGAUGAUUUCAAGGCGCAAGUAGACGAGCUGGCCCUCAUCAUCAAGACGACGUACUGCGAGUGCCCCAACUACGAUCAAAUCGUGGCAGCGCUGCUGGCGCACGGCGUGCGAGCGCUGCCGGAACACUGUCGCCUCACGCCGGGCGUGCCGCUCAAACCCAUGCUGGCGCACCCCGCGAGAGGCGUGAAUGAACUGUUCGACAGGUUCGAGGGUCAGGAGUUUACGUGCGAGUGGAAGUACGACGGGGAGCGCGCGCAGCUGCACGUGCCCGGCGCGGAGGGCGCGGGGGGCGGGGCCGACCUCGCCGCCGCCGCCAUCUUCUCCCGCAACCAGGAGAAUAACACCACCAAGUACCCGGACGUGCUGUCGCGUCUGCCAAACCUACUCAAGGAGGGCGUGUGGAGCUGCGUGCUGGACUGCGAGGCCGUGGCCUACGACACCCAGGCCAAGCAGAUACUGCCCUUCCAGAUCCUGUCGACGCGUAAGCGCAAGGAUGCAGACUCUUCGACGAUCACAGUGCAGGUGUGUGUGUUUGUGUUCGACCUGCUGUACCUGAAUGGGCGCCCGCUGGUCCGCGAGCCGCUGCGGGAGCGACGCCGCCUGCUGAGAGAGAACUUCAACGAGGUCGAAGGCGAGUGGCAGUUCGCUAGUGGCGCGGACUGUAGUGACGCGGAGGAGGUGUCGGCGCUGCUGGCGGCGGCGGUGCGCGGCUCCUGCGAGGGGCUCAUGGUGAAGGCGCUGGACGGAGCCAAGGCGGGGUACGACAUCGCACGACGGUCGAGGAACUGGCUCAAGCUGAAGAAAGACUACCUGGACGGCGUGGGCGACACGUUGGACUGCGUGGUGAUCGGCGCGUACCACGGGCGCGGGCGGCGCUCUGGCGCGUAUGGCGGCUUCCUGCUCGCCUGCUACGACCCCGACACGGAGCAGUACCAGUCCCUCUGCAAGAUCGGCACCGGCUUCACCGACGACGAUCUCAAGACGCUCAGCGCGACGCUCGACCAGCAUAUUAUUGAUGAGCCUAAGAACUACUACAGAUACGACAACAGCCACGCGCCGGACGCGUGGUUCUCGGCGGCGGCGGUGUGGGAGGUGCGGUGCGCGGACCUGUCCCUGUCGCCGGCGCAUCACGCCGCCAUCGGCCUCGUCGAUCCCGACAAGGGCAUCAGCCUGCGGUUCCCCAGGUUCGUGCGCGUGCGCGAGGACAAGAGCGCGGAGCAGGCGACGUCGGCGCGGCAGGUGGCCGAGCUGUACCUGGCGCAGGACCAGGUCAAGAACUCCGCCAAGAGCGCCCGGGACGACGACGACUUCUACUAGAUCACGCGACGGCAGAGGACAACUUUCCGUCGUUAUGGCUUGCAGGGCCGGAUUUAUAUUUUUACUAUACUCAUAAAAAAUAUAUACGAACUCUGCCGCCAUCCUAGGACGCUGUCUAUGGCCUCCUGGCUUACGGGCAGCCUAUACUGCCUAUACAUAAAACCAGAGCCGAUGGCUCGUAUAACUAUAACUGUAGGCUGAUCAGUGUUAUUCUUAUUUGAGCGAGAACAACGCAACAGAGGAUAUAUUGCAGUCGCUAUGCUUAAGGUUGGGUUGCACCA
Molecule: messenger RNA, 2994 nt
Organism: Aricia agestis (brown argus)
Lineage: Eukaryota; Metazoa; Arthropoda; Insecta; Lepidoptera; Lycaenidae
Gene: DNAlig1
Product: DNA ligase 1
Exons: 17
Coding region: 26-2713 (895 amino acids)
Biological process (GO): Okazaki fragment processing involved in mitotic DNA replication; DNA recombination; lagging strand elongation
Cellular component (GO): nucleus; mitochondrion
Molecular function (GO): ATP binding; DNA ligase (ATP) activity; DNA binding
Source: RefSeq, a predicted model, not a curated record